AUGAAUGACAUUAAUGAAUCUUCUACGGUCGAUGCAGUAAAAAAAACUUAUCCAUCUUACGAAUCACUUGAAUUGGAAAAUGAUGAUAAAAAAGGUAUUACAUCAAAUUCGUCAUCGAUCAAUAAAGAUAAAGAAUGGACAACUAAUCAAAUUCGAAAUUUAAUUUCUAAUAUUUUAACAAUAGUUAGUUUGGGAUUUCUUAUACCCGGUUUAUUUUAUCCAAUGAUUAAUGUUCGCGUAACUGCUUUAAACGGGAUGAUAACUGUGGCGCAUCAAACACGAAGUAUUUUAACUUCAAUUUCAUAUCUAUUCGAACACCGUGCAUAUGUUCCUGGAGUUGCAAUCGUUAUAUUUUCAGUUGUUAUUCCAUUUCUUAAAGCAAUUUUAUUAUUAGCUAUGAAUAUAUCACGAAAUGCUCGAUACAAUUAUACAGUUUAUACAAUUGUUCGUGAUUGGGGAAAAUGGAGUAUGGCAGAUGUAUUCGUAACAGCAGUUUUUCUUUCAUAUUUAUCUGCAACAGUAUCAGUCGAUAUUGAUUGUAAAUUACUUGCAGGAUUUUAUUGUUUCUUAGCUUAUUGUAUUAUCUCGCUAUCGGCUGUUCAAGUUAUGGUACCACCACCAAUAAUUAAUAUUGAAAAUGAAACUAAGAAUAAUGAACUUGAAAAGCUUAAUUUCAAAACAAAUAAUUUAGUAGAUAGAACAAAUUAA
This is a messenger RNA of Adineta steineri, 708 nucleotides long. The record is from the annotation of a GenBank genome assembly. NCBI's taxonomy places the organism in Eukaryota, Metazoa, Rotifera, Eurotatoria, Adinetida, Adinetidae.